Condylura cristata (star-nosed mole) is the source of this 2033-nucleotide messenger RNA. It is a transcript of the gene PLSCR4, whose product is annotated as phospholipid scramblase 4. NCBI's taxonomy places the organism in Eukaryota, Metazoa, Chordata, Mammalia, Eulipotyphla, Talpidae. Gene Ontology annotation, biological process: plasma membrane phospholipid scrambling. The record is from RefSeq and is a predicted model, not a curated record. Gene Ontology annotation, molecular function: phospholipid scramblase activity. Gene Ontology annotation, cellular component: plasma membrane. The transcript is spliced from 9 exons. Bases 565 to 1557 code for a protein of 330 amino acids.
GGGAUCCGGUGCGUGGAGAGCGGGAUCCGGGCGGCAUAAGCUCUUCAGCUUCAGCGCCAGAGGAUCAGAGGAUCUGGAGUAGAGAUCCCAUCAGACAGGCAGAGGGUGUUAGUGGCAAGUGGAGUCCAGAGCACCAGGCCCAGAAUCCUCAGGUGGUUACCUAACUUGGGGCUCCCAAUAGGAGCAUCUUCUGGGUGUAAGCUUUGCAGAUGGUGGUUAGCUGUUUACAGCCCUGAGUUCGGGCUGCCUCCUUGUCAUCUCCACCAACCUUAAUAUGGUCAUCUGUGGCCUGGCUAAUAAAGAGUUUUUCUUGGAGAAAGUAUUUUGCAAGCAGAAAUCUGCUCUAGGAGAGGAGACUGUGCUGUGCUUUCUACCAAUCAGCUGCCCUGUCCCUAGUUUUUUUUCUGGAAGAAGUGGCUUUAUGUGGGCUGCCCUUUUCCACCAGGGAGAUAGUUCACGUGUUGGCCGACUGGGCUUUUCUUGCCCAGUCUCUGGGGCUUUACCUGCUUGCUGCUUUUCUGGACUUCCACCUACACACAGCAGGAUUAAUUGGAAUUCCUUAAAAUGUCAGGUGCAGCCCCUUCAGCUCCUGAACAGGCUGUGGAUAAAAUGGAAAAUCAAGUAAGAUUGCCUGAUCAACCUGAUGUCCCUCCUGCUUAUAAUGCACAUUUUGUGCCAGGACCACCUGGAUCUAUUGCCCCUCCACAUGCAGGCUACCCAGGAAGCAUGCCUGUUGGAUACUACACUCCACAGCAGUCCAGUGCCUUCCCCUUGUACCAGCCAACCGGUAGUAACUUUCCAGUCCAGUACCAGCCUGGAAGAUAUCCUAUGGCCAGUCAGUCUGCUCCAGUAGUAUGGAUGCCAGGCCCAACUCCUAUGCCAAACUGUCCUCCUGGUCUGGAAUACUUAGCCCAGUUGGACAACAUACACGUUCUUCAGCAUUUUGAACCUCUGGAAAUGGUCACAGGUUUUGAAACUAAUAAUAGAUAUGAUGUCAAGAACAAUGUGAACCAGAUGGUUUACUUUGUAACUGAAGACACAGAUGACUUCACCAGGAACACUUACCGGACGCUAAGGCCCUUUGUCCUCCGGGUCACUGACUGUAUGGGCCGAGAAGUCAUGACAAUGCAGAGACCUUUCCGAUGCACCUGCUGCUGCUUCUGUUGUCCUUCCGCCAGGCAAGAGCUGGAGGUGCAGUGUCCCCCUGGCGUCACCAUGGGCUUUGUUGGGGAACACUGGAACCUGUGCAGGGCUGUUUACAGUCUCCAGAAUGAGAAGAAAGAGAAUGUGUUGAGAGUGCAUGGACCAUGCUUGACCUAUGGCUGCGGUUCGGAUUCUGUUUUUGAGGUCAAAUCCCUUGAUGGCAUGUCCACUGUCGGCAGUGUUACAAGGAAGUGGAAUGGGGUGUUGUCAACAAUGGCUGAUGCUGACCAUUUUGACAUUCACUUCUCACUAGAUCUGGAUGUGAAGAUGAAAGCCAUGAUAUUUGGAGUUUGCUUCCUCAUUGAUUUCAUGUAUUUUGAAAGGUCUGCAACACCACCACAUGCAAGAAGAUAAGUAGACUCAGCAAAUCAGCAACUUUGGUUAAUUUUAAAAAGACACGUUGGCUCAGGCUUAUAAUCAACCCUCAGUGAUUUGUGAGUGUAUUUUUCUACUUUUGUAGAUUAUUUUUACUGGGUGCCAGCUUUGACAGUUAAGCUGAAAAUAUAAGUGUGAGAAAAAUAUAAAUGUGUGUUUCAAUUGAAUACCUAUCUACAUGUCUACUUGGUUGACUAGGAGUUUACUCUGAUUAGUGAAACAAUUAAACAUAAAGUGAGAUGAAAAUACUUUAAUGGUAACAGAAAAUGAAUCACAGGACUAUCGCACUAGCAUGCAGUAAAUGGUGGACCUCAUCAGAAUAAUGUUUGUUGAGACAGUAAUAGAGGUGCCAUUUGUAGCCCUUUAUUCCUUCAUCUGCACAUCUGUAUGUCCUCUUAUAGAUGGCAAAUUGGUGAAAAGAAUGACCUUCUUCACCUUAAAACAAAAAAGGCAGA